AACGAACGUCGUUCGGCCAGCGGACCAGUUUCGCCGUCGUGGCGAGUUGGGUUCAUCUCCGUGGAUGAAGCUUGGUCGAUGACGGCCAAUUCAGUGGGGUUGGGCAGGAUGGGUUUUGGAGCUAAAUGCCAAGUGUGGCGAGUCUGGGUUUAGGGAUUGCUAACGAGGACGGAAGAGAUGAAGGCGGGCAGGAAGAAUUUGAAGCGGGACGCGUUGCUGAACGGAGUUGAGGAGCCGACGGCGGGGCAUGUGUUGAUGCGCGUGGUAGGAUUGCGGGGCGGCAACAUCGUUGAGGCGGAGAACGCUGCGGGUGAGAACACUCUUUGUCUACUCCCUGCAAAGUUUCAGAAAACCAUUUGGGUAAAGACCGGCACGAUUGUCAUUGUGGAUGAGGCGGACAGGGAGAAAGCGAUCGAGGCCGGAAGCAAGGUCACGGGGACUGUCACCCGGGUUCUGCUUGAAGAUCAAGCGCGGGCUCUUCGGAAAUCAGUGUCCUGGUGGCCUGAGUCUUUUAAGGAUGAGAGAGUGGCUUCUAAAGAUGCCAAGGGGGAGAGUGCUGUAGUUUCAAAGGCUAAGGAUGUAGGAGGGGACGGCGAUGGAGGAGAAUCUGGUGAGGAGAGUUGUGAGAGUGACGAUGACGGUUUGCCGCCUCUUGAAGCGAACUUGAACAGAAAACAUGCCAUGAGCACGUAUGAGUAUGUAGAUUCAGAUGAUAGUAGUGAAGAGGAGGAUUCUGGGCUUGAGAGUACCAAGCGUACACACUCAUAGCUCUAGAUGUGUUUCCGUGCUAGGCUGCUCAAAUUUGUGAAAAAUAUAUCCCCUGAAAUUCUUUGCCAGUUGAUAAUUUAGGUGUCUGUGUGCUCA
Physcomitrium patens is the source of this 864-nucleotide messenger RNA. RefSeq lists its product as uncharacterized. Gene Ontology annotation, molecular function: translation initiation factor activity; RNA binding. Gene Ontology annotation, cellular component: nucleus. Lineage: Eukaryota; Viridiplantae; Streptophyta; Bryopsida; Funariales; Funariaceae. The record is from RefSeq and is a predicted model, not a curated record. Gene Ontology annotation, biological process: translational initiation.